AUGCUGCCGAUGCGAAUUGCACUCGCACAGAGCAAUCUCGACAAUGGAGAGGAAUGGCUGAUGGACGUUUCACACCCUACGUCUGACAAAUACGGCAAACACUGGACAGCUGAAGAUGUAGCUACUGCAUUUGCGCCAAGCACCUCAACCAUCGAGGCUGUCAAGGAAUGGCUUUCCGCGAACGGCAUUAUGAAGGAACGCAUCGAUCAAUCACAAAGUCUCGGAUGGUUAAACUUUGAUGCUACCGUUGACGAGGCGGAACAUCUGCUCAAGACAAAGUACCACGUUUAUGAACAUGAAGAGACUGGCCAGCGACACGUAGCUUGUGAAGAUUACAGCAUCCCAGCUGCCUUGAAGCACAAGGUCGAUUUCAUCACCCCUACGCUCCACUUUGACCUCAAGGUCAAGCCGAGAGACGCCAAGACGGAGAAGCGCGCAGUCAACAACCACAUCAACCCGGGCAGUCCCAGCAGCGGAAACAUUCCCAAAUUCAUUCCCAUCGCCAAAAGCAACAUCAUCAAAGAGCUCGGCGACUGCGACAAGCAAAUCACACCGAAUUGCUUGCGAGUACUGUACAAGUUCCCUCCUGGACUUACAAGGAACCCGAAGAACAGCUAUGGUAUUGUGGAGUACACUCCUCAAGCCUACGUCCCCUCCGAUUUGGAUCUCUUCUUCCGCAACUUCAGCACCAGACAAGUGGGAGAUCGUCCCAUCUUGGACUCGAUCGAUGGUGGUGUUGUUCAGCAAGACAUGAUGGGAUUCAACUACAACGGCGAGAGCAAUCUGGAUCUCGAAUACGCCAUGACACUCAUCUACCCGCAGAAGACGACGUUGUAUCAGGUUGGGGAUACUGUCGAAGGAGCUAGCUUCAACGACUUUCUUGAUGCCAUUGAUGGCGCGUAUUGUACUACUGAUGGUGGCGAUGAUCCCGAGCAGGACGCCACAUACCCGGACCCACUUCCUGGAGGAUACCAAGGACCUAAGAAUUGUGGAGGAUUUGCUGCUACAAAAGUCAUCUCGACUUCGUAUGGGUACAACGAACACGAUUUGACACCGGCUUAUGAGCGUCGUCAGUGUAACGAAUACAUGAAGCUCGGCAUGAUGGGCAUCUCAAUCCUCUAUUCAUCCGGAGAUUACGGCGUGUCCGGAAACGGCGGCCAAUGUAUCGCGGGCGCAGGCGAAGAUGCUCCCUAUCAAGACCAAUCUCUCGGGGGAAGAUUCAACCCGGCCUUCCCAUCGACCUGUCCCUACGUGACAUCAGUAGGCGCCACACAAGUCAAACCGGGCACCAACAUCCUCAUCACGCCCACGCAACCCGAACAAGCCUGCGAAACAGUCAUCUACUCCGGUGGAGGCUUCUCCAAUGUCUUCCCCAUGCCAUCCUACCAGUCCAAAGCCGUGAAGUCCUACUUUGCAAACCACGCGCCUCCUUACACCGCGGCGCAGUAUAACAAUUCUCAAACCACGCGGGGUUACCCGGAUAUCUCGGCCAAUGGAGCGAAUUACGUCGUGGCGGUGGAUGGGAAAUGGUCGCUGGUCUACGGUACUUCGGCUUCGGCUCCGACUUUGGGCGCGAUUAUUACGUUGAUCAACGAGGCGCGCUUCAACAUUGGGAAAGGGAGCGUGGGAUUCUUGAACCCCGUGGCGUAUGCUCAUCCGGAGGUAUUUAGGGAUGUUACGCAAGGGGGAAACCAGGGUUGCAAUACUCCUGGAUUCCAGGCUGUGAGUGGAUGGGAUCCGGUUACGGGGUUGGGGACGCCGGAUUUUUUGCGCAUGUUGCCGCUUUGGUUGGUUUUGUGA
Molecule: messenger RNA, 1800 nt
Organism: Ramularia collo-cygni
Lineage: Eukaryota; Fungi; Ascomycota; Dothideomycetes; Mycosphaerellales; Mycosphaerellaceae
Product: probable tripeptidyl-peptidase 1 precursor
Exons: 3
Coding region: 1-1800 (599 amino acids)
Biological process (GO): proteolysis
Molecular function (GO): tripeptidyl-peptidase activity; serine-type endopeptidase activity
Source: RefSeq, a predicted model, not a curated record